Messenger RNA from Cydia splendana, 2611 nucleotides. RefSeq names its product FHF complex subunit HOOK interacting protein 2A-like. Bases 173 to 2578 code for a protein of 801 amino acids. Lineage: Eukaryota; Metazoa; Arthropoda; Insecta; Lepidoptera; Tortricidae. The transcript has 14 exons. The record is from RefSeq and is a predicted model, not a curated record.
UCCCGAUUCUGCACAAUAUACAUUGCAGUUUUUCAGGGGUUUUCAGUGUUUACAAUGAGCAUUACCGAAAAACAAUUUAAUUGGGAUGCUUGCAAGUGAGAAUUGUAGCGUGGCUGUGUUCAAUGUGCAAUCUUAUAACAGUAAUCCUCUAGCGUGAUAAUUGUUUAGUAAGAUGUUAAGCAGGUUUUCCGAUGUCCUGCAAUCGGCAGCAGACGUCCUGGCACCUCCAGCCACCCGCUUAGAGGACUUUGAAUACCACUGGAAGAUGAUAAUAAACUUUUACCAGAACUAUGAUGACAAUAGCAAAGGGCACAUAGAAGAUACCAGGAUCCCGCACCACUUACACCAAAUGUUGCAGUUAAUAGUAGAUGAAGAAAAAGAGCAGCAAGGUGGUACCGUCGGCCCUUGCCUAGAGGCGAUAGUUCAGCGCUCCAUCUCACUACUGGACGCCCUGGCGGCGUUGGCGGCAUCGGACCGACCACCAGGAGCUCGUGCGUUAGCAUUGAGCGCAGCAUCGGCACUGUUGCGCCGAACACGACAGCCCUGCGUCAAUAGCGUUCAUGUCUACCGCCCUCUGCAGCGUAUGCUUAUACAAUGCAACGAGAGCCCCGCUUCCCCAACCGAAAAGGAAGAGGUUGAAUUACUCCUAACGCUCUGCGGCCUUGUACGAAAAGAGCCCGGCUUAGCUAACAUCUUCACAACACCAUUCGUCGAGGACAAAUCCAGCUUACUAAGCACACCAGAGGAUAUACAGAAGUUAAUACCGAUUAAAAGUAAAGUUCAAACGCCAAAGAAGAAUCCUUUAUUCGAAGUGGAGUUACCGCCGAAUCCUUUAAGAAAUGUUUCUAUAAUAAGGGCGAUGGGGGACUGUAACAGCAGUUGUUCGGCGGACGACAACGCGUCGUCUAAGAGCCAUAAGACCGUGUAUGAUGAUAAUGACAAGUUUCUGUUGAUAGAUUUGUUGUUGUCGUAUUUGAAUAGCGCUGACAACCAAGUAGUCCUAAGAGCGUGUGAAGGCAUCAUGAUAGUGUCGUCUCUCCCAGACGAUGACAUCGCCAACCUAGUGACGACCUGUAGUCCGGCGUGCGAGCUGAUUAUCGAUAAAUUGGCCGACAAAUAUAAGGCCAUACCGGCCAAUGUUGACCCUAACGACAUCGACCAUUUGAACAUCACUUGGGCGUACGUAGCACAAGACUUCGGCGACAAGGACUACAACAAAUUCCACGGCUACAGAGAACUGACGAGCUUCUUCUCCUGGCUCGACUACUGCGAUACUCUAAUGAAGGAAUGCCACCCAACUAUAUCGGCGCACCUCUCCCGAACGUUCCGUCAGAACUUUUUAGAAGGAGCCGCGGAAGCAGGACUGUCAGACGCACUUCGAGCCCUACGGGUCACCGCCGUGCUCAGCAAGUGCCUCAAGCUGGUCGACUCCACGGACCUCGCCCUAGAGUUCUCCAACUGGCUAGUGGGCGACGGCGAGCUGUCAGAAUGGCCGCUUCUCCACACGCUCAUUACAAACUGUCUCACCGACAACCACGACCUCACGCUGGAGACACUGAGGUUCUUUGAGACAAUAGUAGAGAAAGGCACUGAGCACAGCAUCCACAGACUAGUGUUGUCUCGCGUGUGCUCUCGCGGCUACGUGGCCCCACCCCCUCCCGACGACGACGAGCGAGACAGACUCAACGACGUCUCGCUGUGGCGGGAGCGAGAGAGGAACAGGGAAGCGAUGAAGCAGCUGCAGCACGAAGACCACGUGAACGAGCAGAUCAGCGACAUCCUGCAGCACGAAGGCCUGCAGCCCGAGCCUCAAGACUCCGAGAACAUACACAGGGUUAUCAAUAGCUUCCUGCUGCUGCUGCCGCGCGCCAUCUUGUCCGACCCGGUGGGCGCCGACUAUGAGCAUUACAUACACGAUGCGCAUAGGCAUUAUCAGUUCUGGCUGGACGUAACGUCCACGUUCAACUGGCCGUCGGACGCCUACGCCGACAACACGGCCUCCUCCACCCACAGCUACGACAGCCGCCCCGAGGCGGACUUACACCUCGACGACGUCUUCCAACACAAGGACGCCCCCUGCCACAAGUGCGAACAGAACGAAUGUUUCACCCAAAGACUCGUCCUGAGAAGCCAAGAUUUAAACACAAACGAUGAGGAGGAUUUCGACGAAGGACCGUUCUUCAGAAUGCUUUUCAAACUACUCGCAAACAUGCCCAACCAACCCUACCAGUUAAACUUACACCUCACAUCAAUAAUAUCUAAGCUAGCUUUACUCCCACACCCGAAUUUACACGAGUUCUUACUCAAUCCGAUGUUACCGACUUCUAAAAAGACGGUUACGUUGUUCAAAACGCUGCAAGAGUUAGCGAAGCGGCUGACCAUGGAGAUACCGAGGCUGAGGAACUAUAAGAAGGUGAUAGAGAAUACGAGGCUGCAUUUGAUGAGUGAAGAUCCUAUAUUUGAUGAAAGCUGCGACCACAACCAACUGGUGGAAAGUCUAAUAGUCCUAGAAGAAUUCUGUAAAGAGCUCGCCGCUAUAGCCUUCGUGAAGUACCAGCAUGCUCACGUCAACAGAUAAGACUACCUACAGUGCAGAGGGCCUACCGCGAAC